UGGGACCGGAUGGAUGCUGUAGGUGAGCAAGCGAAAAGAAGCGUAAGGUCCCUGCAGCGGGGCUAGCGGGAAGUGCCGGUUGAGUAAAGUAUCGGUUCCGCGGAUAGCACAUAUUGGAUGUUGGCGCGGCGGGAGAAAACACGAGAUUUGCCAACCCGUACAAAGCUUCCAGUCAUUCGUAUCGAUCUGAUCAAAUGGGAUCAGGUGUUUCGCCGAGUUGAGUUGUUUCGCGCGAUGCGACGGUAUUUUCUUAUUCGUGUCAUCGUCGGAGGCUGAGAAACGGAACCGAUUUUUCAUUCUUCGCGCGCGGGUUUGGUUUUGUUUUGGGAUUUGGAUAGAAUUACAGUACAGGGCGAAAGUUGCAUGGGAAGUGGCGCCGACGGAAGCUGAGAGUGGUAGAUGCAGAAGGUGGCCGUGUUCGUUGUCUACAGUGGCGUGAGAAUCUUUUUGAUACGAAGAAGUGUAAACUGGUGAAGAUGUUCGGUGAUUAAAAAGCGUGGGUUAUCAACGGAGAAGUUUUGGAUAACGUUCACUGGGAUCAUAAUUUACGGAGCGUGUGUUCCUCUGAUGUUUGUUUGUAACAAAUGAUUCUGGAUGCGUUUUUGUGACUUCAACUCGAAUAGCAAAGUAGGACAAGUAAUACUAUCAGCAAUGGAUACUAUCAAAAUAGAACAAUUAAAGACUGAACUAAGGACAUGUACGGCAUGCGGGGAACCGAUAGCUGAUAAAUACCUUUUCGACGUUGAUGGAUGCUCAUGGCACGGCUCCUGCCUUCGGUGUUCCGUCUGCCUCACGCUUUUGGAGCGACAACCUUCCUGUUACUUCCGCGAUCGGCAGGUCUACUGUCGAUCGGAUUAUGCAAAAACCUUUGGCGCCAAGUGUUCCAAAUGCUCCCGUACAAUAGCUCCCUCGGAUUGGGUCCGGAAAGCUCGAGAUCUAGUAUUUCACCUGGCGUGCUUUUCUUGCGACACCUGCGGACGCCAGCUUUCCACCGGGGAACAGUUUGCCCUGAUCGACAAUAAAGUCAUGUGUAAGAUCCACUACAUGGACAACGCAGACGAUUCAAAUUCCAGCGACGAUGGCUGCAGCACGGAUGGAUUCAAUAAAAACAAAUCGAAACGGGUGCGGACCACGUUCACCGAGGAACAACUUCACAUUCUGCAGGCAAAUUUUCAAAUCGACAGCAAUCCCGAUGGACAGGACUUGGAGAGGAUAGCGCAGUUAACGGGACUCAGCAAGAGGGUCACUCAGGUGUGGUUUCAAAACUCCCGAGCAAGGCAGAAGAAGCAUACACAUGUUCCUCGAGAUCACAGUGCUGGAAUGUUUAACGCCCUGCGGCAGGAUCUCAACAACAAUAGCAACACUAGCCUCAGUGAUAACGAUAGCGGCAUGGGAAAACCAACGUCUAUGUUCAAUCCACAUGUCAAUCUGAUAAAUCUGAUGGUGUAACAUAUGGGUAUGCAAUCGCUGUUGCACUUGUCGUCGACCGCACCACUAAAAACGGUUGGAGAGAGCUGUCCAAUAGAUGAUUGCUUCGUUGAGUUUAACGCAGUGAAAUCGAAUCACCUGUACUAGAUUGUUAAAAAACAUACAAUCCCCAUCUAACUUAUGAGAGAUGUGUGUUACGACCAUUCUUCUAAAGUUU
Messenger RNA from Aedes aegypti (yellow fever mosquito), 1645 nucleotides. Its product is annotated as LIM/homeobox protein Awh. Bases 595 to 1449 code for a protein of 284 amino acids. The transcript is spliced from 6 exons. Gene Ontology annotation, molecular function: DNA-binding transcription factor activity, RNA polymerase II-specific; RNA polymerase II transcription regulatory region sequence-specific DNA binding. NCBI's taxonomy places the organism in Eukaryota, Metazoa, Arthropoda, Insecta, Diptera, Culicidae. Gene Ontology annotation, biological process: neuron differentiation; regulation of transcription by RNA polymerase II. Gene Ontology annotation, cellular component: nucleus. The record is from RefSeq and is a predicted model, not a curated record.